Lactuca sativa (garden lettuce) is the source of this 579-nucleotide messenger RNA. RefSeq names its product thioredoxin H-type 1 (gene TRX1). The record is from RefSeq and is a predicted model, not a curated record. Gene Ontology annotation, molecular function: protein-disulfide reductase activity. Lineage: Eukaryota; Viridiplantae; Streptophyta; Magnoliopsida; Asterales; Asteraceae.
AUUUUAUUCCGGGGAGACACUUUUGGUUGUUGGUAUUUGUGAGAUUUUGAUUUUUGAAGAUGGGUGAAGAAGGACAAGUGAUUAGUUGUCACACCGUUGAUGCAUGGAAUCAACAUCUUCAAAAAGACAAGAACAAAUUGAUAGUUGUGGACUUUGCUGCUUCUUGGUGUGGACCUUGUCGGGUUAUUGCUCCCUUUGUAGCAGAAUUGGCUAAGAAAAUGCCACAUGUUACCUUUCUCAAAGUUGAUGUCGAUGAGUUGAAGGUAAUUGCAUCAGACUGGGGUGUUGAAGCAAUGCCAACCUUCUUGUUCAUAAAAGAUGGGAAGAGUGUGGGCAAAGUUGUUGGAGCAAAGAAAGAAGAACUUCAACAAACAAUCAUCAAACACUCUGGUAAUUCAAGUACUAGUGCAUGAUGAUGAUGAUGAUGAUGAUGCAUUGUGUUCAAAAAGAACCAAAAUUACUCUUCUUUUUUUCUCUUUCCAUUCAACUUAGCAUCUUAUUUUAGAAGAUGCAUAAACACUUAUUAUCAUCCUAUGUGUUUCUUUCAACUUCCAUUUGUUGAUUCAAAAUUCUAAUAGA